This is a messenger RNA of Stylonychia lemnae, 1158 nucleotides long. The record is from the annotation of a GenBank genome assembly. NCBI's taxonomy places the organism in Eukaryota, Ciliophora, Spirotrichea, Sporadotrichida, Oxytrichidae.
AUGAUUUUUGAAAUUUUAAUUUGUCUACAUAUCGUUUUAUACCCAACAGCAAGCUAGACAGCAAACGCUGACUAUGGUGCAGGUUUAAAUUCAGGCUAAAAUACUAAAAAUAUGCUAUUAUAGUUUGAAAGAAUAAACUAUAGCUCGCUGUUUAAAUAUGAUAAAAAUAAAGCUAUUACUCAGAUGGAGAAAACCUAGCCAAGUUCUACACCUCUUUGCAAUCCAGUCAUCGGAAUACUAACACAACCAGUUAGUGCUGGAAAUAGACAAAACUCCGAGUUCGAUCAAUACAUUUUGGACGUUAACAGAGAGUUUGUGGAAUUAUCUGGCAGCUGUGCUGUUCCUAUCAGAUAUGAUCUCCCAGAAAAUGAACUACUAGAUUUGCUUGCAAAGAUCAACGGAGUAUUAUUUACUGGAGGAGCUUUAGUUUUAAUUAACAGAAAAACAAAAGAAUAGAGUCAGUACUACAAAACUGCUAAGUUCAUCUUUAACUAUUGUCUUGAAAGGAAGGAUAAAUACAAUGAGCACUUCCCUAUAUUUGGAAAUUGCUAAGGUUUUUAAGUACUAACCCUCAUCGUCGCAAAUGAUAACAUUGACAUCUUAGAAAAAUUUCCAGCUCUCAGUAAUAAUCGAAGAGUUAGAUGGGCUUUCCCUAAUAAUGAAGUGAAAAAGGAAUCUAAAUUUUUUGAGAAUUUCAGCUAGGAGUUAAUAGACAAAAUGGCUAAUAAUAACCUCGCUUAUCAUGCUCAUUUCUUCGCCAUUCAUUCUAGAUUUUAUUAAGAAAUAGAAUCUCUUAGAAAAUUUUUCAAAGUAAUUGCAACUGAUACUUUGAUUUUCGGAUUCUCACCGUAUACUACUAUUAUUGAAGCUCAUGAUUAUCCCAUAUAUGCUAUACUAUUUCAUCCUGAAUACUAAUUACAAAACUAUACGGGAUGGUUGAGUCUAGCAACAAAUAAGAAUGAAGACACGAUUUAAAUCGCUAACUUAAUUAGUGAGUUCUACAAAUAGGAAUCAUUGAAAAAUGAACAUAAAUUUGAAAAUCAAGAGGAAUUUAACAAACUAAGAUCAGAAGACGUGUUAGAAAGCUCAUAUGAUUUUUUGAAGAAUUUAGUGACAGUCAAAGCAAACAGAUAUAAGAAGCAAACUUAAACAUCUUGA